Molecule: messenger RNA, 1248 nt
Organism: Pyrenophora tritici-repentis Pt-1C-BFP
Lineage: Eukaryota; Fungi; Ascomycota; Dothideomycetes; Pleosporales; Pleosporaceae
Source: RefSeq, a predicted model, not a curated record
AUGGCACCCACAUCAUCUAAGCGAAAAGCCGGCAAUGAGCUUGGCUCAUCACCACCGGCAAAGCGACGACAACUCAAGGAGACGAAAUCAACCCAAUCCGUGUCGCAUCAAUCAUCUUCAACAUCUCGAACCCCUUCCCUUACCCCACCCCGCCCCUCAUCCGCCUCGCUGGACGAGGGAGAUGUUGAGGAGCCUGAUGAACUUCUAUACCGCAUACAAUCCGGAAUUGAGUAUAUCGCCCAGCAGCGCCGUCGUGGUGAGGCCAUCGAGCAAACCACACGCUUCGAGAUCAACCUUGGUGGGGCAUUCUCCCAGGCUGCCUUGGACCUUCUCCGGCGCCAUGCCACACUCAUCUACUCAUCUCGACGCUUUGAAGUCUUUGAGCUGGGUGUACCUCGACCUAAUUGGGUCAAGGAGGGCGGCGUGCCCGGCGUUCAUGAUACUCAGUGGUGGAUUGGCAAGACAGCGGCCCAUAUCAAAGCUGGCCCAUUUGCAGAGGAGCAGGACGUGAAGAAGGCUGCAGCCAACUUGAAGGGGAUGCAGACAAGGAUGAAUAAAAAGAAGGAAAUGACAGCCCGUGAAAGAGAAGUGGAUGAGAAAUUAACGGAAGGGGUAAGGAGGCAAGAAGCGGGGCUGAAGAUGAGGGAGAGUGAUGACAGUGAGGAUAGCGAUGACAGUACGGAGAAUGACGACAGUACGGAGAAUGACGACAGUACGGAGAAUGACGACAGUACGGAGAAUGACGACAGUACGGGGAGCGAUGAGGAGGAGAAAGAGGAUCCGAAAGGUCAGCCAACUGCUGCUCCAAGGAAUUGGAGAUGGAGACCGAUAGUUGAGGAUAGUGAGGAGAGCGAUAAGGAGGAGAAGGAGGAGGAGAAGGAGGAGGAGAAGGAGGAGGAGAAGGAGGAGGAGAAGGAGGAGGAGGAGGAGAAGGAGGAGGAGAAGGAGGAGGAGGAGGAGGAGGAGGAGGAGGAGGAGGAGGAGGAGGAGGAGGAGGAGGAGAAGGAAGAUGACCAGAGAGUUCAGCCAACCGCGGUUCCAAGGGGAAGGAGGUGGAGGCCGGUGGUUGAGGACAGUGAGGAUGAAGAUGAGAACCAGCAAGAUCGUCCGAUCACUGCUCCAAAGCGGAGGAGACAGAGGCCGGUGGUUAAGAAUAGUGAGGAUGAGGAUCAACAAGAUCGUCCGAUCGCUGCUCCAAAGAGGCGGAGGUGGAUGCCAGUGGUUGAGGACAGUGAGGAUGAGAUGUGA